Messenger RNA from Aspergillus campestris IBT 28561, 2391 nucleotides. RefSeq lists its product as uncharacterized. The record is from RefSeq and is a predicted model, not a curated record. NCBI's taxonomy places the organism in Eukaryota, Fungi, Ascomycota, Eurotiomycetes, Eurotiales, Aspergillaceae. The coding region runs from base 1 to 2391 and encodes 796 amino acids. The transcript is spliced from 8 exons.
AUGGACCCAGUAACCGCAGAGCGGCUCCAGAAGCUGCAAAUGGCCGAUCUAGGAACAGCAAGACGUGAGCACAUCUCGACUGCAGAUAGCGCAAAGUUCAACAAGCUUCGUCUUGAAGACAUCGAAGCAACCCGGCUAUCGAACAAAGUCGGAUCCAGGGCCCAACGUCUGGCCCAGGCAAACAAGGAUAAACUCGCGGGAUGGACCAAUGUGCACAAGACUAUCGGAGAUACGGAAGACCUAGAGGAUCUCGACAACUUGAUGAACGGCCAGAGCCACCGUGCUCAUCUCAACGCCAGCGGCGCGGAGGCGGCGUGGUUGGAACUCGAGGCCAACGGGUCGCUCCCUACGAACUCGGUUCCCAUUCCACCUGACCGAAAGCGUGUGCAAGACCCAGCGCUAGUUCCAGAGGUCAAGAAAAAGGACCAUGAGACAAGUUCCCAGGGAACAAAAGCGUCAUCUUCAAGUGUAUCUUCUUUCCCCCAUGGCAAAAACCCUCCGGAUUUCCUCAAAAGCAGACGGCCAAUUACGGGUACGGGCGACUUCUCUAGAAGGAUCAGCCCACCAGAGAGCUUUAUGGCUGCCGCUCGACAGAUGAUGCAAAUCCAGAGCAUAGUCAGAGAACCCUCCGAGCCUAAGACGCCGCCACCUACGACGGUUUGUGAGCCGGUGCAAAGUCAGAAGGCCGUUGCAGAAAAAUCCAUGUCCAAGGCAUUGCCGACUCAGGUAACCGAUAAGAAUGGGCUGAUGCAAAAUCGGGAAGUCCAGGACGUGGAUAAAGCUCGAAUUUCCAUUGCAUUCAACAAAGAAGAUUCGGCCAAGAAAGGCACUCAGACGUCUGUUGAUGGUAACGCAUUUAUGACACAGAACAGACGCGAAGGUUCUCCUAAAGCUAAGAAUGCUCCUGAAGUCAAGGAUGCUUCUAAAGCCAAGGAUGCUUCUCAAGUCAUGGAUUCUCCCAAAGCCAUGGAUGCUCCUAAAACCAUGGAUGCUCCUAAAGUUAUGGGUGCUUCUAAAGUUAUAGAUGCUCCUAAAGCCAUGGACACUCCUAAAGCUAAAAAUCAGCCUUCGACCCCAUUGAAGAAAGCCCUGGCGCCUAGACAGGCUACUCCCACUAAGAAGGCAAGCAUUGAAACAGCCAUACUUCUGGACUUCAGUGCUACGCCACCUCGAGGGUCCUCUCUUCAAGAUGACUUGGCAAGCCCUGCACUCCAGGACCUCAAGGGACUACAAUUUCAAGAUAUGUUGUUUGAUAGAGGUACUCUAAGCUCGGGACAACGGGAACUGUGCAAUUCUAUUUUUGCACCAGCAAAGAAGUUGGGCUUCCAAGAUGCAGAGAAAGAGAAAGCUAACACGACUGACGCUCGAGGUUCAACGCCCGUCGCGCACCCAAGUCCGCAUGAUACCCACCAGCGUGACAUAGAACUACUAUGCGAACUUAUGGAAUCUGCAUCACUGUCCAUUGAGCACCGUGAAAAGCUAAAAGAAAUAGAAGCGGAACUAUGCAAAUCCCCGGGAUCUACUCCAGUGAAGCGCAAAACAAGCGCCUUGAAAGUCCCACAAACCCUUCUACCGGAAACGAAGCGAGAAACACCGGAGGAAUUGCUGGGUCCUAGGUCAUCUUCUUUGGCACAGACUCCAAUCAUGACGAGCAAGACACGCCCUACGUCAGCACCCACGAACAGCCCAAGCCCGCAAAGCCAGUGGAAUAUCAAAGCGCCGCCGUUCGUCCCACGCGAUGUCUCGAACUAUCGCUCGCCACCAGAUAGUUCCUCCAGUGAUUCUACUGGGAGUCUGAAAUCACCUCCUCAACCCGGCCAACCCACGCCUGUCGAUAUCAAUCAUAUCAUCGGCGACCACUUGCUACCUGGAAGGAGGGGAAGCCAUGGAGCUCUAAGCUCAGUCCCGAUGAAUGAGUCUACUUCUGCUGUUCCAGACAAAUCUUCAGUCAAGUUCGACAUGCCAAAGGCACCGCAGCCAACCCGUGUUCUUCCCCUGAACAACCCCUUCUCCCCCCGACCCGCCGAGAGUCUCAAAAAGCCCAUUGAGGUUUCUAUACCACAAGUCCUCCCAAAACUCACCGAGCCUUCCACUCCUCUAAGGGUGCCGAAGAACAAAGCCGUCCGCAUUACGGAUCCCAACGGCAAUGACCUAAGCGAGUCAAUCUACGCCCCUAAGUUCGUCGGAUCCAGACCAAUCGUCAGAGCUCCCAGCAACGCAGUACCGACUGGCGCCGUGAGAAUCACCAGCCCCAACAGCAACACCACAAGCCAACAGGUCCACGCUCACAAGCCCGCCGAAACCAAGCCUAAACCCACCGGCCGUCCAGCGACGAGUGGUCUGGAAGGCUCGAUAUACGCCACAUCUACAUCCCGCAGGCCUCUCCGUUAG